Molecule: messenger RNA, 834 nt
Organism: Coffea eugenioides
Lineage: Eukaryota; Viridiplantae; Streptophyta; Magnoliopsida; Gentianales; Rubiaceae
Product: agamous-like MADS-box protein AGL104
Exons: 9
Coding region: 1-834 (277 amino acids)
Biological process (GO): positive regulation of transcription by RNA polymerase II
Molecular function (GO): protein dimerization activity; DNA-binding transcription factor activity, RNA polymerase II-specific; RNA polymerase II cis-regulatory region sequence-specific DNA binding
Source: RefSeq, a predicted model, not a curated record
AUGGGACGUGUUAAGCUUCCAAUAUCAAGAAUUGUAAAUAACACAAAUAGACAAGUAACAUUUUCCAAACGUAGGAAUGGAAUCCUUAAAAAGGCUUAUGAACUUGCUGUUUUAUGUGACAUUGACAUAGCCCUUUUCAUGGUAUCUCCUUCUGGCCGCAUUAGCUACUUCUCAGGCACCAAAAGAAUUGAAGACGUAAUGUUACAAUAUUUCAAUCUGAAGGAUGAGGAAAGAGAAUCGGAUCAUGAUUCAGAAGGCAUUGUUCACGAUAAAGAGUUGGGAUGGUAUUGUUUGAUAAUUCUGAUGUCAGUACUGUCUUGGAUCAGCUCUGAAGUUCUAAGCGCACAAUCACAGGAAUAUAAACAAGAAAUUAUGAACUUGCAGCAUCAACUUGAAAUAGCCAAGGAACAGCUAAGAUUACUGGAACCAGACCCACAAAAAUUUACAUCGUUAGGCGAAAUUGAGUCAUCUGAAGAGCGCCUUUCAGAAGCAUUGAACCUUGUAGAGAAAAGGAAGAGGCAUUUAUUGACCGACCACUCUUCAAGUUAUCAAGAAACUGUUGAGCAAAUAAACUCAGUGGUUCAGUAUAUAAUCAAUGCACAAGUAGAGGGAAACAGAUCUCUUGAGAACUCGGAAUUUAGUUCUUGGCUUGAUCAGCAUGGCCAUAAAACAGACGCCAAUGGUUCAAAUUGUGUGUCUGUUGGACCUGAUGAGAAUGGGAUUUCGAGUACCAGUGCCAUCUCCAUGACACCACCAUCUCAGCAUUCUAAAUUUGCAUCAACUUGUCAACCGCUGCGUAGUGAAGAAGCUGCAAAUUACGAAACUAUGGAAUGA